Molecule: messenger RNA, 656 nt
Organism: Eruca vesicaria subsp. sativa (arugula)
Lineage: Eukaryota; Viridiplantae; Streptophyta; Magnoliopsida; Brassicales; Brassicaceae
Source: the annotation of a GenBank genome assembly
AUGGCUAUGAAGUACCAUCCAGAUAGGAACAAGGAGGAUCCUGAUGCAGCAGCAGCUAAAUUCAUAGAAAUAACUCAUGCAUAUGAGGUCUUGUUAGAUGAAAUGAAAGAAGAUUUUGACGAUAUUUGUGAGGAUGAAGUAAUGAUACCAAUCAAGAGGACUUGUUACGAUGUGAAUUCUCUAAAGACUCUUAUGGCCAAAUGCACCAGUUGCGGCGGGCAAGGUCAUGUGUACACCUCAGUGAAAACUCCUCUUGGUAUGAAGCAACAGGCCCUGACUUGCUCUUCCUGUAAUGGCACUGGCCAUGUCUUUGAUCUUCGCACAUCUGAAAUCUCUUAAGGCUUUAGUACAGUCUUUACAUUUGUAACUUAACUAUUAGUGCAGAAGAACUAUUUGACCAUUUCCAAAACUCAAAUGCGUCUUCUUUUUAAAAGUGAGUGAGAGAGGGUUCGAACUCUCUACCUCAGGGUCACUCGGUAGCCAUCAUGUUAUGUGAACAAAAUACACUAACAUUAAACCAAAAGAACACUUGUUUUCUUUUACUUGCAACUUGUUAUAAAGUAGUACCACCUCCAUCCGACAUAAGAGAUGCAGCAGCCGCAGCAGCGGUCGGCACAACUCCCAUAGAGAUGAACGGUUUCGACAAGUGCACAAGC